CUUUUGCAAAACUGACAUUUCCAUUCCCUCUUCUUCGCCAUGAGCUACUAGACUCGAGUGCUGCCGGAGAGCAUUUAGCACGUGCCUCCAGCCGAGACGCGCCAUGCCAAAAUCGCCCACGUCCGCGCGUUUGCACCCGCGGCAGCGUCCAGUGUCGUGUCGCUUCUGCCGCACGCGGAAGCUGCGAUGCAGCAGGGAGGCACCGUGCUCAAACUGUGUAUCCCGCGACAUUCACUGCGACCUCGUCCAGCCAGCUCCUCAGCCAGUCGCAGCAGACUGCACUCCAUCUUGCCAUGCGACUAGCAGCACUGAAGCUCGGCUGCUCGAGCGCAUCCAGAUCCUCGAGCAACAGCUCUCUGACUGCAAGACCACCAUCUCCAAGGGCAAGCUCGAUGCGACCAUAACCCCUGUUGUAACAACUGCGGCGGCUGCUGCGCAUUUCUCCACGCCCGAGAGCCUUGAUGAGGUCUCUCAGGCGCCCUGGCCUCCGCCAGCAGCCGCCACGCUCGACAACCUCGACAGUGAUGAGGCGUGGCUCGAAACUCUGUACAGUGGGCAAGAAUGCGCCGUACCUCGGCCUCUCGACCGAAUUUCCUUUCGAAUGUGCCCUCUUGGGCACAUCGGCACAGCUGAUUCCUCUGGGCAUCCUGGUCCUAGAAGAGUUCAUUUCCCUACUCCAGCAGAGGCCGAUGUCCUUGUCGAAAGAUACAUCCAGCACAUUAACCACAUUCAUCACACCAUACACGUACCUUCUCUCCGCAACGUCGUACGCAGUGUGUAUGCUUGCCUCGAACGCCAAGCAACUAUCCAACCGGGACCGGCUGCUCUUGUCCUGGCUGUAUUGGCAAGUGGUGCCUACUGCUUCAAUAUCGCCGAGGACAUUUGUACUGUGGGUUUCCAUGACCCUCAAAGUGCACGGCAGCAGGCCAUGAGUUGGGUGCGAGACGUGGAGGACAUCAUCGACAUUGCUCAUCGCGUCACCAAGGUCUCAAUCGAAGGCUGCCAAGCGCUCAUUGUCGCUUUCUUUGUCCUCGCCGAUACCGAAGGCCUGUCCUUGCGUUGCCGUUCAAACGUGAAUUUGGCAAUGCUACUUGCCCGGCAACUUGGGCUCCACCAAAUAGACGGUGUUGACGCUGGCAAAUGCAAGGAUCCAGUACUUGAGGAGACUGGCCGAUGUGUGUGGUGGUACAUUGUUGCCACUGACUGGAUCAUGUCCCAGAGACUCACCGGCGUCGAUAGAAACGUAUACCUUUGCAAUCCGCGGCAUAUGGCUGUAAAGAAGCCCAUGAACAUCGAUGAUGAUGAUCUUGCUACAAGAGGACCUGCCGCCGCCAAGUCUCUCUCAUGGCCAACUUGUAAAGCCUACACACUGCAGAGAAUUCGCCUUGCCGAAAUCACACGGAAGAUAUCGGAUCGUGCAGCAAUAAUCGGCAAUGACUUACAAGAAGCGGCCUACGAAGCAGUUCUCGAGCUCGACCUUGAAAUGCAGCAAAUGCUUGACGAGCUGCCUGCUUAUUUCAGACAAGCUGUGCCUGCUCUGAUGGAAACAUACAACCUCGAUAGAACGCAAGCAUCGAAGCUCCGUCAACAGGGUCACCUGAUCUACAAUCACAUAAUCUCCCAAAGAGCCGCACUCCAUUUCCCUUGGUUCCUUCGCGCCAACAAAGACAAGCGAUACGCCCCUUCCAGAGAUAUCUGCUUACUCUGUGCACGACAGACGGUCUUGAUGGAAGCGGAGGUGGAAGUUGCUGGUCUCUCCGCAACUGCACAGUACAAGUUUGUCUGUGUGCUUAUGGCCCUCUUCCGCGCAGCAGUCGUGCUCGUUGUGCAAUUUUGUCGGUCCAAGACGAGUGACGGGUCUUCGAGCCGCGCUCGCCUGCGGCAAGAGAUUAUGGAAGCUUUGACUAUACUUGAGACUGCGAAGGAACACUCGGAAACGGCAUGUCGAUCCUUCGAGUCGCUUUGCGCGGUAAUGCGGAAGCACCGCAUCUCAGCAAGGGACACGAGGGUGGAUGCCAGCAUAAAUGAUAAGACUUUAGGUGCUUGCGAUCCUGAUAUGACACAAACCGAGGAUUACAGAAGGUGUCCCACGCCUAAAGUAGCACGUGGAAGAACCCUGGAAGGAACAGACAGCUCGACCACAAUAUUUCACGGGGCCUUCAACAGCGAGCCAACAACGACUGCCCUGGAUGGGACUGAUGCCACGGAAGCCAGUACAUAUCGCCAUGAUGUCAAUGUUGACGCUAGCGACAUAUUCGGCGACGCCGGCACCUCGAUCCCUGCCUCUUUCGAGAUAGACUUCCCGCCAGACUCUUUCUCUUAUCAACUCAAUAAGUUUGCGGAGAGCCUUGAGGCCGACCCUAUGGGUCUGGCAGAGCUGACUUGGAGCAAUGUCUUUGCUGGGUGGGGCGGAGCUUGAGGGUGUGCUGUUAGAACAUUCAAGAUGUGUUCGGAGAAUCCUGUCUUCCGGCCAGGGAAGCAGUAUCGCUGUGAGAGCAUAGUCAAUCGCGUGCCUUCGGCUAUACCUGCCUCGA
Molecule: messenger RNA, 2534 nt
Organism: Microdochium trichocladiopsis
Lineage: Eukaryota; Fungi; Ascomycota; Sordariomycetes; Xylariales; Microdochiaceae
Exons: 3
Coding region: 104-2419 (771 amino acids)
Biological process (GO): regulation of DNA-templated transcription
Molecular function (GO): zinc ion binding; DNA-binding transcription factor activity, RNA polymerase II-specific
Source: RefSeq, a predicted model, not a curated record